Molecule: messenger RNA, 846 nt
Organism: Peromyscus leucopus (white-footed mouse)
Lineage: Eukaryota; Metazoa; Chordata; Mammalia; Rodentia; Cricetidae
Product: vegetative cell wall protein gp1-like
Exons: 3
Coding region: 1-846 (281 amino acids)
Source: RefSeq, a predicted model, not a curated record
AUGCGGACACGAUCUGGCGAGAAGUGCGGGCUCCUGACCCUGGAAUGUGGCCGAGACCCGGGGCCCCUGGGCCGCUGCAGCCAGGGCCCCGCGGUGGAGGACGCACAGGGAGUCCAGGCCCCAGGGCCGCCCCGGACCCCAACCCCCGGACCCCGGACCCCGGACCCCGGACCCCGGCACUCACCGCGGGCGCCAGCUCGGGACAGCCCGGGAGGAAGAACGGUUUCCACCUGGAUGACCGUCCCGCCCGGUUCUUGGCUUCUUGCCUUCUUCCGCCUCCUUCCCGCCCUCCCUGCGGGCUCCUUCCUCCGGCCGGCCGGGCGAACUUCCCAGUGGCCAAGGAGAAAGUCCCCCUCACGCCGCCACGCCCUCCCUCCAGAUUUCACCGCUCAAGGGGCCACAUCUCGACCCCUACCUCCCCCUUUCCUGGCCAUGCCUAUUCACCUUGACCUCACCCCUACUUCCAGCGGACACCUCCACCCCACCCUGACCUCUGCUCCCUCCGUCCGGGCUGCAGCCCCCGCUGCAGCCCCCUCAGUCAGCCCCCGCUGCAGCCCCCUCAGUCAGCCCCGCUGCAGCCCCCUCAGUCAGCCCCCGCUGCAGCCCCCCUCAGUCAGCCCCCGCUGCAGCCCCCUCAGUCAGCCCCCGCUGCAGCCCCCCUCAGUCAGCCCCCGCUGCAGCCCCCCUCAGUCAGCCCCCCUCAACUCAGCCCACGCUGCAGCCCCCUCCCCAGCUCAGCCCCGCUGCAGCCCCCCUCAGCUCAGCCCCUCAGCUCAGUCCCCGCUGCAGCCCCCUCAGCUCAGCCCCCUCAGCUCAGCCCCCCUCAGCUCAGCCCCCUCAGCUUAG